This is a messenger RNA of Cladocopium goreaui, 4692 nucleotides long. The record is from the annotation of a GenBank genome assembly. Lineage: Eukaryota; Dinophyceae; Suessiales; Symbiodiniaceae.
AUGUUCCAUCAUAAACCACCUGCAGCCUGCCAGCCUUCGAGCCUUCGAGCCAUCUCAGGUGACGAGUUGGGGUCCUGGGACCCCAGCAAUGCCGUGCCUUUGAGCCGCGUGGAGCAAGUGAAGGGAUGCUGGUGGACCGACCAGGGCGUUCGGAUUCCGCUAAAGGAGGAGUUCGAGUACCGCUACGCCGUCUUCCGCGCGCACAGUGAAGACUUCCUACGUUGGGCCAAGGAGCACGAAGAGCCCCGAUUUGCCAUAUCACAAGAGGGGACCUACUUCGCUCUGAAACGCUCUCGUUUCACCGGGGACGUCAACAUGGCGAGCCCCGAGCUGGCGCCAGCCGGUGCUGAGAAUCGAUCCGGAGGGGUCGAAGGUAAUGCAGACAGUGGGACGCCGGCUGCUCAGCAGGAAACACCUGGAGUGGCUGGGCUGUUUGAUUUUCAGGUUGAUACGCUGCCACCCAUCGCUGUGCCCGGAGCUGUUGCGGAAGCGGCGGCGUCGGCGGAAGAGGUACAGCGUGCGGAGAUUCACUUUGGAGAGGCACAACCAGAGCCAGUUCCUACGUCUCGGCGAACCUCCGAGCUGCCGGCGCUGCGCGUCCCGGGCCCGGGGCCCCCGGGGCCCCCGGGGCCCGGAAGAGCCGACGCCCAGGUGGCGCGCGCGGACGCGCGGCGCCGGAUUGCGGCGGCGCGGGAGGAGUUGGAACGACGGGUGGCGGAAGCCACCGAGGCGCGGCUGCGGCGCCAGGCGGACCAGGAGGAGACGGCGCGGAAACGCGCCGAGGAGGCGCAGCAGCGCGCCAAGAAGCGCUUGGUGCAGCGGGCGAAAGCCGAGAGCUCCCCCAGCAACGCCAGCGCCAGCGCUCCCGAGUCGCAGCGCUCCCCGCGCUCCGCGCGUUCGCCGUCGCCGUCGCGGCACCCGGUGACCGAGGCGUUGCCGGGGCUCAAACCGGCAAAGGCUCGUGUGCGAAAAAAAAUCUUGAAGCAGAGACAAGAGCAGGAACUGCGUUUGAAGGAGAUUGAGGAAGAUCGCGAACGCCUCGAACUGCGCAAAAAGGCGGAGCUCGAGGCGACGGAGGUACACCGCUUGGAGGCGGCCCGGCGCGCGGCGCACCGCUUCCGCCGGGAGCGCUGUGCGGAGCUCAAGGCCAAGGCGGAACACGAGGAGGAGAUACGACAAGCGCGCGAGCGGCAGAAGUUCUAUCGCAACCCUCGGGAAAUCGCCAAGAUCAUUGCAGAGGCCCAGGUACAGAGCCAGGUCCAGGAAAGGCGUCGCUCCGCGCAGCAGGAGGAGUCGUACCUGCGCCGCGAACGCGAACGCGCGCGCCGCGUCCUGGACGGCGAGGUCGACGGUGCCAUCGGCGCGGCGGAGGCCGCGCGACCCUUCGGGGGGCCGGCGUCCAAGACGCGCGGGGAGUAUCCGGAGGAUGGGGAUGAGAACCUGCUGGCAAAGACGGUGUACGCCUUGACGGACGAAGAUUGGAAGAUUUCGGGUCCGGAACCGCUUUUGCAACCUGCGGAUGGCGCAAAAACGGCGCAACAUGGGGGUCCUGGCUGGGUCCCGGGGUGCCGCUUGCUGACCCUGGAAGAUGAUGGUGGAAGAUGUCGUGUCACUGGAGACGAUGAGGUGAUGCAGUUGCGCGGAAACGCCGGCUUUGAGCGUAAGCUCUCGGGCCACGAAAACACUCCGCCGCAGAGCCCUUCCCCGUCGCCGCGCAUGGGCAUGCGGAGUAAGUCAAUGGAUCUUACAAGGCUCUGCGACAUCACGCGUGACGACAAAGCCUUCCUGGUCUUUCGAAAUCUUCCGGUCGUGGUCACGCGAUCCGAGAAGGGUGAUUGGCAGGUGGAAAAGAUCAGCCAUUCGGCUGGGACGGCCUUGCCCCUGCUGAAGCACUUCACGCAGACGGAUGCGCAGCUGCCGCAGGGCGAAGCCAUCGAUGUGCAGGUGAAGUUCAUUGGAAACCCAGGCGUUUGCGUGACCGAUGAGGCCGAAAGGAAGAAGCUCACCGAGAUUCUGGCGCAACACAGUUGCAUCCCUGUCUUCUUAGAUGAGGACCUUGUACAGAAACACAACUUCUUCUCAGAAGACUACUUAUGGCCCGUUUUUCACAAUAUGAAGAUUUUCGAUUCCACCAUCACGGGCGACGCUGAUGCCUGGCUGAAUUUUGUUGGUCGGCGGCAGACCAUCCUGGAAAUUCCUGACAUCCACUGUUACGAUAUGGAAUCCUUCGACAAAGCCCUGUGGAAGAGUUUUCAGGCCUUGAACAAUGCCUAUGCCGAAGUCAUCACCAACAACGGAGACGAGGAUACCUUGGUCUGGAUUCACGACUAUGAACUGGCGCCGGUGCUGCACGUGUUGAACAAACCAGCAGUGAUGGUGCCGCGCUUUGUGUAUCACCGAAACCCGGACUUCACCACGGGACUCUUCCUGCACUGCGCCUUUCCGAGCACCGAGGUCAUGAGUUGUUUGCCGGUGAGGGAAGAGAUCCUCCACGGCAUGCUGAGCAGCAGGCUGGUGACCUUUCAAACCUUUGACUACCUGAGGCACUUCAUGUCCUGCUGCGCUGAGCUGCUCGGAUGUCGCCAUAGCUUUCAGAAGGGCGGCAUCCUGCAGGUGGAGCAUGAAGGUCGCAGCGUGGUGGUUUUCGCAGAUCACUUCGCGAUCCCCUACAACCACCUCAUUCGCAAACUCUCCGACGAGAAGGUCAUUGAUCGGGCCGCAUCCAUUCGGAACGAGUUCAAGGGGAAAACUAUUAUAGGUUCCUAUGACCGUUUCGACUGUUUCAGUGGCCUACAGCUGAAGUUCGCGAUUUUCCACCGCUUUCUGUUGGAGUAUCGCUCCCACAGGCGCAAGGUGGUGCUGGUGCAGUACAUCCGGUCACGCUUCACGGAUUCGAAGCGCCGCGGCAUGGUUGCCCUUGAAGAGCUACAACGAAUGGCUGUCACUCUGCGCCAAGGGGUGACUACAGCUGUGGCAGAUGAAACCAACAAGCACUUCGCCGUCCCGGGGGAAGGACCUGUUGUGAAGAUUGUGGUCGAGGAGACGAGUCGUGAGAAACAACUGGGAGUUCUGUUGGCGACCGACAUCUUGCUGGAUACCUCCACCAAUGAUGGCCUCAAUCUGAUCCCCUUCAACUUUUAUGCAGCGCAUUCACAGGACCACCAGGGCGUGGCCUUGAUCAGCGAGUUCUGUGGCUGUUCCUCUGUUCUCACAGGUGCAUUCAAGAUCAACCCAUGGAACACUGGUGGAGUCUUGACGGCUCUUGACGAGGCCAUUAGUAUCACAAAGGAAGACCAGGCAGAACGUUUCUUGAAGGAUCAUUCCUACGUCUCUUCGCAGACCCUGGUGCAGUGGGUCCACAAGAACUUGUCGGAGUUGAAGGUGACGAAAAGCAGCAGUUUGAUCGCGGCCAGAACUUCCAUGGCAGGACCGCCACAUAUCCAGGAGGAAGAGGUCGUGUCUGCCUAUCGCAACGCCAAGAAGCGCGCCAUCUUCCUGGACAAUGAAGGCACCAUCGCAGCCAAAGCGGGGUGGCAGAUGCAGUCCGGCAACAUGAUGUCCUUGCAGAAGGAAGGAACUCCACCAGAUCCGCACGUCUUGGAUCUCUUGCAGACUCUGGUGAACGAUCGGGGCAACACUGUCGUCGUCUUGAGCGGCCGCACCAAGGAAGUCAUGCAGGAGUGGUUCAGCGGCGUGGAUGGCCUGGGUCUUUGCGCGGAGCACGGCUUUCACCGUUGGCCGCCGCGCACCUUAGCCUGCGACAUGCACGCAGCGUGGAGGUCUGAGGGCAUGUCGGAUGACAACCAGGAAUGGAAGAAUUUGGCGGUGGAACUGAUCCAGCAGUAUGUGAAACGCAUCCAGGGCUCCAUCAUCGAAGCCAAGGCCUGCGCUAUCACCUGGAACUACCGAGAGGUGGGUGCCGCCGGGGUCAUUGACGACGUGGCCUUGGAACUCAUGCGCUUCCUAGAUCCCGAGUCGCCCACGGGGCUGCUGCAUGGCUACCCCGUGAAGGUCUUUAUGGGCAAAGGCUAUGUCGAGGUGAAGCGGAAGGACAUCGACAAGGGCGCUGCCUGCGUAAAAACCUUGGAAGAGUUGGGUCCCGUCGACUUCGUCUUGUGUGUUGGUGACGAUCGAUCGGACGAGGACAUGUUUGAAGCAAUCAGCCACUACUUCCACAUCAAGGCCGACGCUAUGGCAUUAUCCAGUGCUUUGUCCCAAAGUUCUUCCAUGGGUUUCAAGAAGAGCGGAGCAGGGUCUCUGGCCUCCCUGGAUGCCUUUGGCGAAGUCUCGCCCGCCGAGUCGCAGUCGCCGACGGCCUCGCCCAAGGACCGUCCUCGCCCGCCGCCGCGGAGCGUGGCCUUCAAUGAGGAUUCCAUCGACUUGCCGCCCUCUGCCAGUUCACCGAUCAUGAGGAUGCAGGUCCAUGCAGCCGGACCUCACAUCUUCACCGCCACGGUCGGAAGGAAGCCCACCCAGGCCAAAGCCUUCUUCUCCGACGUGAACGAGCUAACGGUUCUUCUGAAGAAGAUUUGCACCGCCGUGAUUCGCGGCUCCUUCUCUCGCUACUCCUCCAUGCCCGCGAUCUCGCCCGACGAGGAACAUGACGAAGCAGGUGAGGACGAGCCAGGUGACGACUUCAAAUUGGGGCGUGCCAAGACCAACAGCAGUUUCUUGAACAAACCCGCCAACUGA